GGCAGGAGAUCCGGAAGCAUGGCGGAGCUCGUUUUGGAACGCCCCGACGGACUGCCUGCCCUUACCGCUGGAGCUGCCCAGGCCUGGCCUGGACCAGAAGCCCCUGGGCCGGAGCCCUGAUCCCCGGAUGAAGAAACUGAGGUCCAGAGAAGUGCCGUGACUGGCCAGCGAGUCUCGAGGCGGGAUUUGAGCCCUGGUCUCCCUGACUGACAGACCUGCGCUUGCUGCUCCACUCUAGGCCAUGAGCCGGCACAGCCGGCUGCAGAAGCAGGUCCUAGGCCUGUACCGGGAGCUGCUGCGCGCCGCGCGGGGAAAGCCCGGCGCCGAGGCGCGGGUCCGAGCCGAGUUCCGGGAGCACGCGCGCCUGCAGCGGACCGACGUGCUGCGGAUCGAGUACUUAUACCGACGCGGCCGGCGCCAGCUGGAGCAGCUGCGGGGCAGCCACACCACGGGCAUGGGCGUCUUCGUCCCCAGACCACCCCCGGGGGCGUCGGACUCGGACCCGGCGCUGCAGCCGCACUCGGAGCCGAAGCCAGAAGCCGGGACAAAGGAGCCCUGAGAGAUGCCCAGCUCCGGCCCUCCCAGAAGCCUGGGUACGCACAGACAUUGUCAGCGCGCGCCCACGGAGCCUGGUCACACUCUCCCUCCCGCACCUUCCAGGCUCCCGCAGUAGACCGUCCUGGACCUGUCUCAACCUCCUAUCCCUGGAGGAAAAGGAAGGAAAAAACAAACAGAAAAACCCCGAGUCCCCCCUACCAACAACACCCCAAGUCCCCACAGUUUGACCCAAAUCCUUCCAAGACUUCCCCAGGUCUUGGACCCAUUGGCGUCCCACCUUCUCAUACCUCAAAGCCUCCAGCCUGUGCUGUGAGGAUCCUCAGAGAGGGGCUCUUGGGCCUGAUUCUGGGGCAGCUGUUCUCCCUUCCCCCCAAUAAAAUGGACCCCAUUUGUUAUGA
Molecule: messenger RNA, 956 nt
Organism: Dromiciops gliroides (monito del monte)
Lineage: Eukaryota; Metazoa; Chordata; Mammalia; Microbiotheria; Microbiotheriidae
Gene: SDHAF1
Product: succinate dehydrogenase complex assembly factor 1
Exons: 2
Coding region: 242-559 (105 amino acids)
Biological process (GO): mitochondrial respiratory chain complex II assembly
Cellular component (GO): mitochondrion
Source: RefSeq, a predicted model, not a curated record